AUGAAAGAAAUUGCAAAUAGAGGAGAAGUUCAAGGAACGCCAGAAACUACUCUGAAAGGUGCUGCUUUCAAGCAUGAUCUUGAAGAAGCUACUUUCAUGCAUCGAAUUGACGCAUUAGACCGAAGAGUGCAUCACUCUGGUGAAGUUAAGAAUCAUAAAGAGUCUAACAAGAAUAAGACAGAGCCAGAUACAGCGAAAGCAGUUUCCAUGUUGUUGGAGCAGAUUUCCAAUGCUGUUGACAAAAAAGAUGAUAAGAAUCCUAGUGUUUAUGAGCCAAAUAAAUUUCCUGAUGCAAAAAUCGGCAGUGAUGUGCUAUCAGAAAUUCAAUCCAAGUUUGGUCUGAAGAAUUUAGAAAAUUUGAAUCGUACGACUGCGAAACCAUUAUCUGAAAUCCAUCCCCAGGUAACACGUAGUGCAAAAGUUUCUAAAAUGAAAACAGAAUUGGUAGAGUUGAAAAAAAUGCCCGCUUUGAAGGAAAUAACUGAUGAGAGGAAUAAGAUGAAUGCAUAUGAAAAAGCGAUCAAUCUAAAUUUAGUACCGAAAGGACCUUUAACUUCAUCACCUCUAUCAACAACAACUCCGAUAGUAAUUGACCAGUCAAGGCUGAUUUUAUUGUCUAUUAACGAGAAAUCAUUGUCCAACUGGUCAGGAUGGACUGAAUGGCAGCGUUGCUUCUGUGGAAAGCAAAUUAGAACUAGAGUUUGCCAUUACGAAGAUUCAUAUUUGACUAGCGGUUGUAGUGGAAAAAGUUACGAAUCGCGUCCUUGUGAAGAACCAUUCAGCGUAUGUCCCACCACAACUGCACCAACAUCAGCAGUUACGGUAAAAACUAGUCAGGUUACUGUAAGAUCUCGCAAACCGCUAUUUCAGCCUCUUUCAACAGCAAUUCGUAAGCCAAACAAUAAAAUAUAUUCUGCUGGUCGCAGCAACGACGCUAGCACUUAG
Messenger RNA from Thelazia callipaeda (thelaziosis nematode), 945 nucleotides. NCBI's taxonomy places the organism in Eukaryota, Metazoa, Nematoda, Chromadorea, Rhabditida, Thelaziidae. The record is from the annotation of a GenBank genome assembly.